Messenger RNA from Mollisia scopiformis, 555 nucleotides. RefSeq lists its product as uncharacterized. The record is from RefSeq and is a predicted model, not a curated record. Lineage: Eukaryota; Fungi; Ascomycota; Leotiomycetes; Helotiales; Mollisiaceae. Bases 1 to 555 code for a protein of 184 amino acids. The transcript has 7 exons.
AUGGUCACAGCUAGUACGAAAUCAGUCAAAUGGCGUGCUUGUCUUCUUGCCUUGCCCACUACUCAAGCUCAACAUAAUCUCCAAGAAAUAUCCUCACAUGCAAAAUUCAGCGAUGAUUAUCUCAUCAAUACCGGGAAGACGAUUUCUUCCCUGAUCCAGAGCCCAGGUGUGGUGCGACGGACGACGGGGGCGAGGGUGACGAGAUAUUUAUGCCUCUAUAUUGUGGCAAACCGUGAAAAUGAAGAAGCUACCGGCUGGGACCUGCGCUUGGGGUAUAUAAACAUGUUUCUCGCGGCCAUACCGACCGAGACAUCUCUUUACCUUGUGGGAGAGUGUGAAAAGAACAGAGGCAGCAAGCGAGCAACCUUGAAGCUUCGAUUGAAUCAUAUUCACUUCUUCACAAGAUUGAUCUCUGCGGAACGCAAGCUUCCGGUCUUGCCAGGGAUAAAAAUCUCGUCCACUUCGUCACAGUUAGCUGUUCUUCAAAGAGCUAUGAAAGGCAUAAUGCUUGACAGCAAAUCAGAGCUUGACAACAACAUCUUCGCCUGCGCCUAG